AUGGCCGACACGACGAAGCGCAACAGUAUUGCCUCCAAGGCGGUCGCGACGCCAAAGACUGGCGGCGACUCGCUGGACUCUCUCAGCCAAUUGGGAAAGGCCAUAGGCGCAAGAGUCAAAGUCACCACGGCUGCACCCCACUCCCAGAUCUACGAGGGCACCGUCUUUACUGCAUGCCCCGUGCUUCACAUCCUCGCCAUCAAUACGCGACCCGCCCCACCCAACCCUGCCAGCAAUGUUGCCGCGCAGCCCGGCGACUACCACGUCAUUCCUUUCACCCGCAUUGCAUCUUUCCAAAUCCUCACCCCACAGCAGGGCGGAGACGGCAGUAUCGCCAAUGCGUUGCCUCCCAUUGGACCCGUGGAUACCAGGCAGUUACAGAAGCGUGAGACGGCGCUGAUCGAGCAGCUCAAGGCGCAGGAAAAUGAUCGUGGAAGAGGCGUCACGAGAGAGGCGCAAGCCAUCUACGACGCCUUCAAGAGAAUCAAUAUCCCCGUCCGUUGGCACAACCAGGAGAUCAUCGCUCUGGAACACGUCAUUAUUUCCUCGCCGUAUCGCCCAGAGGACUGCAAGGCCGGCAAGGAUAAGCAGGACUCGCUGGGUCGCGUGCGUAAGAUGCUCGAGGGCGAGAGGCGGAAGCUCAAGGAGAAAGAGGACAAGGAGCGAAAGGUCGGUGUUGCGACUCCGACAGGCCCCAGAAAGGGAGGUUGA
Molecule: messenger RNA, 711 nt
Organism: Ramularia collo-cygni
Lineage: Eukaryota; Fungi; Ascomycota; Dothideomycetes; Mycosphaerellales; Mycosphaerellaceae
Exons: 3
Coding region: 1-711 (236 amino acids)
Source: RefSeq, a predicted model, not a curated record